AUGCAAGAUGCAAGAACAGAAAACAGUUACUGGCUUAUCCACCGUUUAUAUUCUUCUCGUUUCAGGAAAGAUGAGGCCCCGCCUGAAUCUAAUGUAUCGUAUUUUCAAAUUUUCCGCUACGCUACUUGGUGUGAACUAUUCGCUACAAUUAUUGGUGUGAUCGCUGGUUUAUUAAGCGGUGGAGGUGUUUGCUACAAUCUGGUACAGUUUGGAGAGCUGAGCACAUCAUUUGUUGAGAGAACAGCUUACCAGGAGCAAUGUUCAAGCUAUCUGCCAGUAACAUCGCUGUUCGGUGGUGGAAGACGACUAUGUAAUGCAACUUAUGAAGAAAAUAUGAAAGCUCUCGUUGAGGAUGGUGAAUCUAUGGCCAUUGGCAUGUUCAUAAGCAUUGGCAUUUCUUUAAUCCUCUGUAUGGCAUCCGUUGGCCUGAUAAGCUGGAGUGCAAUGAGACAGAUUACUAGAAUCCGUUUACUAUUCCUGGAGGCGGUAAUGCGUCAGGAUAUGGCAUGGUUCGACACAGAUUCCGAGUUCAACUUGGCGUCGAAAAUGUCUGAGAAUAUGAUGAAAUUAAAAGAAGGUAUGGGUGACAAGCUGAGCGUUGUAUCAAAUUUGGUGGGAACAGCUGUUAUUUGCCUUUGCAUAGCAUUCCCGAUGGGUUGGGAGCUAACACUGGCCUGCGUUACCGUCGUGCCAUUCUCUAUAGCAGCCUCCGUUAUAUUAUCAAAUUAUCAAACAAAGUCUUCCAUUCGUGAAAUGGAAUCCUACAGUCAAGCUGGGAAACAAGCUGAAGAAGUUCUGAAAUCUGUCAGAACUGUUGUUGCAUUUGGAGGAGAAACUAAAGAAGUUGACAGGUAUUGCAAGUUGUUAGAACCUGCAGAGCGUUAUGGCCGCAAGAGAGGUCUAUACACCGGUCUAGGAACAGGGUUUAAUUGGGUGCUGACAUAUUCUUUAAACGCAAUCGGUCUCACUUACGGCACACGACUUGUACUUGCUGAUUUCGACAAACCCACUGAUGAAAAGAAAUAUCUUGUCGGCGUCGUGUUCAGUAUUCUUUUCAGUGUAUACAUGGCAACUCAGUCCAUAACAUUUUGUGUACCCCAUGCUGAAGUGUUCGCUAACGCGCGUGGUGCUGCCGCUAGCAUAUUCAAGCUCCUGGACAGAGUUCCCACAAUUGAUGCUCUGGAUAAAGGAGGAGUGUCUCCUCGUCGAGUUAUUGGCGAGAUAACAUUAGAAGACGUCUACUUUAGCUAUCCUUCGAGGCCAAACGUUAAGGUAUUACAAGGAUUCUCCUUGCAUAUUAAAGCUGGUGAAUGUGUCGCUCUCGUGGGUUCAUCUGGAUGCGGGAAAUCCACAAUUUUACAGCUCUUGCAGCGGCUUUACGAACCCCAUCUUGGCACUGUAAAGCUCGAUGGCAAAAAUAUCAAAAAUUUAAAUCUUGGUUGGCUUCGAUCAUCGCUCGGUGUAGUUGGACAGGAGCCAGUUUUGUUCAGGGGAACAAUUUUCGACAACAUAGCUAUAGGUUGUCCUGAAGCUACAAGAGAGGAUGUACAGAGGGUUGCCGAAAUGGCCUACGCCCACGAUUUUAUUACCCAUCUACCACAUAGUUACGACACGGUGAUAGGUGAAAGAGGUGCUUCUCUAUCAGGAGGUCAAAAGCAGAGAAUAGCUAUCGCCCGAUCUUUACUUCGUGAACCAGCAGUCCUUCUACUUGAUGAAGCUACAUCAGCACUUGAUCCUCACUCCGAGAGGCAAGUACAAGCUGCCUUGGACCGGGCAAGUGAAGGAAGAACAACACUCAUGGUUUCACAUCGUUUAUCAACAAUAGUGAACGCUGAUCGUAUUAUUUGUAUGGACCAAGGCGCGAUCGUCGAACAAGGGACCCACGAAGAACUCAUGAAGACCAAAGGUUUUUAUUACAAGCUUGUGACCUCUGGCAAUGAAAACAAAGAACCAGACGUAAUCGAAACUUUGCCUGAAGAAGAGAACGAUGCAACAGAAGAAGGAGAAUUGACAAUUUCGAACCCAAUAUCUCGAGUGGAGGUUAAAAGACGGUCUACUCGGAGAAUAGCUAGACAUCAUUCUGUUAAAAGAGAUUCCCACGAUUGGAUGACACCUAGGGGUUCCAUCUCUUCAGUGAUGUCGACAGGUUUGCAAAGUUUCAUAUACAACAGUGAUUUUGAUGAUGAAGACGAAAAGGACGACGAAGACGAGGUUAAACCUGUAAGCGAUUGGCAAUUACUGAAGUUAAAUGGUCCAGAAUGGCCUUAUAUCGUUGUAGGAUCGAUUGCCGCGUUUGUACAAGGUUCCUGUUUUCCAGUUUUCGCUCUCAUUUUCGGUUACACGUCCGGUAUAUUCAUUUUACCAGACCGCAACGACAUAAUUUACUACGCAGAUUUUUAUUCUGGCAUGUUCCUCGUGGUAGCGGCAAUAGCUGGUAUAUCUAUGUUCCUUCAAAGUACAACAUUCACUCACGCAGGACUGAGAAUGACUAGUAGAUUAAGACAACAAUACUUUUCGGCGCUACUUAAACAAGAAAUUGGUUUCUUUGACAAAGAAUCGAAUACCGUGGGAGCCAUGUGUGCACGUCUGAGUGGUGAUGCAGCAGAGGUUCAAGGAGCAACUGGAUUGAGGAUAGGGCUCAUCCUUCAAGGCUGCAGCUCAGUAAUAGUUGGCUUCAUCAUGGCUAUCAUAUAUAACUGGAAGCUAACUUUAGUUGGCACAGCGUUCCUACCACUGAUGGUAGGUAGUAUAUGGCUAGAAGGUAUAAUUUCACAAAAGUCCCAAGCUGAUGAACGCGCCGCUAUGGAGUCUGCUACUGCAAUUGCAACUGAAGCAGUCAUAAGCAUCAAAACUGUGCAAAGCUUAGGUGUUGAACAUACAUUCCUAAAAAGAUUCCACGAAGCUUUAAUAGAAUCGUGUGCAGCUAUUUCGAAGAAAACCAGAUGGCGUGGGCUAGUAUUAGGUCUUGGUGUGUACGUGCCUUUUAUGUCGUACUGCAGUGCCACAGUAUAUGGUGCAGUUCUAGUAGCAUACGAAGGAUUAGAAUACAAAAUUGUUAUGCUUGUAAACGAAGCACUUAUGUAUGGAGCAUAUAUGUUAGGUCAGUCAUUAGUUUACGCACCAAGUUUCAACUCGGCCAAAGCUUGCGGUGCGAGAAUUUUAUCUAUAAUUAACAGAGAACCUAGAGUUAAAACUGAACCUGGAGUUAAGGAUAGAAAGGAAUGGGUAGCUACAGGAAAUUUCAGCAUCAAAGACGUUGAAUUCAGUUAUCCUACACGACCUCACCAGAGAAUACUCAAGGGCAUAGAUUUAAAGGUCGAAGCAGGAAAAACUAUAGCACUAGUCGGUUCAUCAGGAUGUGGCAAAUCUACUAUAUUACAACUCAUGCAAAGAUUCUAUGACCCGGAUACUGGCAACUUUGAAUUGGACGGGCGGGAUACUCGCAUGUGCCUCACCUUACCGAGACUCCGACGUCAACUGGGCGUUGUUCAACAAGAGCCCAUUCUGUUCGACAGGACCAUAGCCGAGAACAUCGCAUACGGCGACAACAACCGUAAAAUAAGCACUCACGAAAUCAUAGCUGCAGCUAAAGCAGCUAAUAUACACAGCUUUAUAGUAUCAUUACCUAAAGGUUAUGAUACCAACUUAGGUUCAAGUGGAGCCCAACUAUCGGGAGGACAGAAACAACGCGUUUGCAUCGCAAGAGCACUCAUUAGAUCACCUCGGCUAUUGCUAUUGGAUGAAGCGACAUCAGCUUUGGAUGCUAACAGUGAAAGAGUGGUGGCAGAAGCCUUAGAAAAAGCUGCCAAGGGUAGAACCUGCAUCACUAUAGCACAUCGCCUCUCCACUAUCAAAGAUGCAGAUCUAAUUUGCGUGUUAGAUAAAGGCAAAAUCGUCGAAAGGGGUACGCAUACAGAAUUAGUCAAUGCAAAAGGCUAUUAUUGGAAAAUGUGCAAGGGUCAGAACAUGGCGUAG
Messenger RNA from Danaus chrysippus (African queen), 3975 nucleotides. Lineage: Eukaryota; Metazoa; Arthropoda; Insecta; Lepidoptera; Nymphalidae. The record is from the annotation of a GenBank genome assembly.